AUGGGUAUAACGGACUGGAUAGAGACAAUAAAAGGACCUUUAGUAUCUACUUAUGAGUAUAAUAGUGAAUUGAGCGCUAGAAGAGGUUCAGUUAGUCUGGGUAUAAUUAAAGUAGAUAAUUUAGGGACUUUUGGCGCCUCUUAUGAGGAAGGACUUAGUAGUGGUGUAGUGAUUAGUAGUGAGUAUGAAGGAGUAGUAAUUAGAGAUAAGGAUUUAAAGGAAGUAAGUAAAUUUACAGGUUGGCCUAGUUAUAAGCACGUGUAUUUGGAUAAUCAAGUCUUUAGUGUAGGUAGUGCAGGCGGGUACCAGUCUAUAUGCUUGGUGAAGGGAACGAGUGAGCGGCAGGUGAUGGUUUGUGGGUCGGGGAAGUGCCAGCAUGAAGUAUGGAGUGUGCAUGUUGAGGGUCCUUUAGUGUAUUUAGGAUGCGACUUAGGAACAAUGGCGAUAAAGGACCAGCGGAGUAAUGAGUGGGUGCAGCAGAUGGAGUUAGGGGCGGGAGUGACUUGGCUGGGUCGGGGAGAGCAGUCGGGAGUAGUAGAAGUAGGGACGUAUGAUGGGUACUUGGGUUUAGUUAAAGGGACUCAGGAAGUAGAUAGGAAGUCUUUAGGUGGGACUGUUUGGCGGGUGUUUCGUCGGGAGUAUCAAGGCCGGGUGUUAGUUAUUGUCGCUCGGGCUUAUGAUGGGAUAAGUAUUUAUAGUGGGGAUUGGCAGCACUUAUAUACGGAGAAGACGGAUGAUUUAGUUUAUGCCUUGCGUAUAGACUUGCCUAUUAUUACAGGGUUUACCUACUACUUAGGAACAGAAGUUCGUUUGGAUUUAGAUAAGAUAAACUUAGGUUAA
Molecule: messenger RNA, 840 nt
Organism: Nematocida homosporus
Lineage: Eukaryota; Fungi; Microsporidia
Exons: 1
Coding region: 1-840 (279 amino acids)
Source: RefSeq, a predicted model, not a curated record